Messenger RNA from Limanda limanda (common dab), 4869 nucleotides. RefSeq names its product N-alpha-acetyltransferase 40, NatD catalytic subunit (gene naa40). Gene Ontology annotation, cellular component: nucleus. Gene Ontology annotation, molecular function: histone H4 acetyltransferase activity; protein N-terminal-serine acetyltransferase activity; histone H2A acetyltransferase activity. Bases 309 to 1028 code for a protein of 239 amino acids. The record is from RefSeq and is a predicted model, not a curated record. The transcript has 8 exons. NCBI's taxonomy places the organism in Eukaryota, Metazoa, Chordata, Actinopteri, Pleuronectiformes, Pleuronectidae.
AAGGGCACAAGAACCAGCCGGGUGUUCAGCCGCUCGCUGUUUGGCGCCAACCGCGCGGAAAGACACAUAAACCAGCCCGAUCCCCGUUCGAUUCCUCCCGGUUGAUCCGUCCUCGGCCGCCGCUGCCUCCUCCAGCCGCCGCUCGGUGCGUUAGCCUGCUAGCAUCGCCCGCCUCCCGGUGUCGUGUUGAUGUGACCGUGGCCCCCCUCAUCUCUGUGGCCACGAUCCUAGGAACUCAGCAGCGGCAUAGCGCGGGGACAAUAGAGGCGUGUUUCUCCCGGGGGAGCCGAGCAGACACAGCGCCAAAAAUGGGGAGGAAGUCCAACAGAGCAAAGGAGAAGAAGGCCCGGCGUCAGGAGGAGAGGGCGGCUAUGGACGCCGUCUGUGCGAAGGUGGAAGCUGCCAAUAAGCUGGAUGAUCCACUGGCCGCCUUCCCAGCUUUCAAGAAAUACGACAGAAACGGGCUGAACCUGCAGAUAGAGUGUAAGCGGGUGUCCACCCUCAAUCCCCUGUCUGUGGAGUGGGCCUUCGAACUCACAAGAGCCAACAUGCAGACACUGUACGAGCAGAGCGAGUGGGGGUGGAAGGAGAGGGAAAAGAGGGAUGAGAUGAACGAUGAGAGGGCGUGGUACCUGCUGGCCCGUGACGGCGACUCCGCCCCUGUGGCCUUCUCUCACUUCCGAUUCGAUGUGGAGUGCGGGGAGGAGGUUUUAUAUUGCUAUGAGGUGCAGUUAGAGAGCAGAGUACGGAGGAAAGGACUCGGCAAGUUUCUCAUCCAGAUACUACAGCUCAUCGCUAACAGUACACAGAUGAAGAAAGUGAUGUUGACAGUUUUCAAACACAACCACGGGGCUUACCAAUUCUUCAGGGAUGCUUUACAGUUUGAGAUGGACGAAACUUCGCCGAGCAUGUCCGGUUGCUGCGGCGACGACUGCUCUUACGAGAUUCUGAGCCGGCGGACCAAACACGGCGAGGCAUCGGCGGGACACACCCACGGGGGGGGCCACUGCGGUGGCUGCUGCCACUGAUUCGACUCCAGUUACACUUUUUCUGAUUGGUUUAAAAAGCCAGCAACUUUCAUGGCUGUGUGUGAAAGCUUGAGCUGCCUGCUAUUCUGCAAACAUUGAGUUUGAACGGUCAUCUCUACAACCGUUUAAAAAUGAACAGAUGGAGGAAUACCUGGCUACAGAUGUUGAUGUCGCAUUGAGAUUCGUGUGUCUCUUUGUUUCCCGCUACAAAGGCAGAAUGCAGUGUGAGCUUUCACACAUAGCUCCUGUUUGUCGUUUCCUACUUCUUGGUUCAAUGUCCAAGUCAUCUUUUCUCAUUCCCUUCUCCCACUUUAUGAUUAUCAGUAGUUCGCAGUCAAGAAAAGGUCUAUUGCUGACAUUAUUUUACCAGCCACACUCCACCUCAUGCCAUCUUCCUCUCAUCUCCCAAGCUGUUUUCAGACAUGACCUGCGGAUAAAAUCCAUAGAAUUGGCUAUAAAGUUCACCCAGAGUCCGCCUUUCACACAUGUACAACACAGCGAGUUGUUCUCUGCACAGACACGUUCACAACAGCAACAAAUCCUCCACAUUAUUCAGGCGCGAGUAAGAGCAGGGUGCAGCAGACGGGCAGGAAGCAACGUUAUUCACUCUGCUGCGGAGAUCACAUGAUUUUCACACACUAUUAUCACCACAAACUCCCUAGACAUAUUUGUCAAGUUUUUUCAACGUGUAGGACACCGAGUUUUCACCGUGAUAUAUAUGUCUUUGUCUAUUUAAUUUUUGCGUCUGUUGCGUGUCACAAGCGUCAUCAACUUCUUACAUCCUCUUCUCCUGGAUUUUAACUAACAGUAUACUAGGGGGCAGAUAGAUAAAGUCUGCAGAUAGUGCAGAGCGUCUCACUCGGUCAUUUGCGGUCACAUUUUUUCACCUCCUCUGGACAACCUACGGAGGAACUGCAGGCUUCAGUGCAUGUCUGAAAGCAGCUCAAAUGUACUAUACUGUAUCAAAUCCUUCUGCAGUGCUGCUUUGUCUAAAGUGGUACAUUUAACUAAGUUGAUCAUGUUUCAAUGAAUACUCGGCAGGUUUAAAUCUGACUUUUUAAAGUCUCCUUAGGAUCUCAUACAAAGGCUCGGAACUUGUUUCCCACAGGAUUAUUUAAUAUCCCCUAAUUUACCCCUUAAAUAGUCUCAGAAGCCUCCUUUAUAUUCUAACCUGAAUUAUAUGCUAAUGUGGUUUGUUACAUUUUAUUUUAGCUAAAGCACAUUUGCCCACAAUGCUACUAUUACAUGGUUACACUACCCAAAUUCCAUGAGCCAGCUUCUCUCUUUGGGUGAAAACUAAAUGUAUAGACGUCUCCAGCUUUUAUUUUUUUAUAACUUAUGAGACAAGAUGUUCAAGAUUCCCUUUUUUGUCCCGACUUCUUUCUCCAAAUGACUUGAGUAAAAAAAAAUUUAAUUUUCCAUAAUUUGUUGCGGUAAAUUUGCAUCCAACCCACAAGGGAAAUACUGGUUUAAACUCUCAUAUUUCAUAAUCAGAGGACAUGAGUUGAAACGUUUACUUUUUCACCGCCAUCUCGUCCUUGGCGAUUCACUUCCUGUUGCCACAUUUUCCCAUACAUCAGUUCUUUUUACAAACAAUACCAUCCUCUACUUCCUCUUCUUCAUUGUGCCUCUCUGUUCUCCCUCCCAUGUCCUAAAGGUGCUAAUGGAUGACGGCAGACGUGUUAAGGUUGCUCUCAUCUUGAGUCACCUUUUGUACAGUUGCAUUUCUCCUGUUUGCCUCUUAGUUCGCUUUGUUUCCAAGAGGUACUAAUGAUAAACAAGUUGAUGCUACUUUUAGCUGUAUUUGAAAAAAAAGAAAAGAAAAAUACUACUAAAUCCAUCUUCCAUCCCUUCUAUAUAUUUUGUUAGCAUGAGCGAUUCAUAUUGCUUUAACAUGGAUGAGAAUCGCUAGACGUCACCACUUCAUUAAAUGGAUGGGUAUGAAUGCUGUUUUCUUUCGAGGGAGGAGCACAGAUGGACAGAUGAGUGGACGGGGGAGAGAAGUAAUCGCAGAGCUCUCAAUCCGUUCUUAUGGUCGUUGUUCUUCUCUUUACCUCAGUUGUGACGUGUUUUCCCAGCCCACUGUCAUUAGCUUGCAUGACAAGAUUUACAAAAGUUAAACAAAACUGAUAGUUAACAUGGAUUACACCACAGUGAUGCUGCCUAAAGUCCUCAUGUGGUUCUGUUAGCAUUUCUUUAAUGUUUCAUACAAAUCUGUGCAUGUUAGACGUAUGUGAAAGGGCCGAUUGUGUGAAAUUGAAAGGUAAUGCUUGGGUUUGAGCAUCUUAGCGUUGAGUGGAGUUUUACUGUACCGCUGCCAAGAUGCGUGUAGGAGUUCCACUGAGGAUUUUAGAUUCACUAGUCGACCUAGAAAGGCUGCUGUAACCACUUCCACCUUGUCGAUUCCAUAUCUGUUUACAGAACCUUCAGGGUAUUUUUGGACAGAUUCAAGCGCCUGUCAGCUUGGUUAAAGGCCCCGAUUUAAGAAAUCCAUUUAUUCCAGGACUAGUUGGUUUGUGAGGACUUUGUGUGUGGGCUGGAAGAGUGAAAAGAUGCUUCUUUACACUACUGUGGAUGCAAAUAUUCCUCUGUCUGAUGUGGCUGAGAGAGCCUUAACUAGGUACGGUGUAAAAGUUUUUAGAACUGGUCCAAUCAUUGACCACUCGACAUUUCAUACAGAUUAUUGCCUGGUUAGUAUGUUGAAAACAAAACUAAAAUACUACGUAACGCGUCAACAAAAAUGUUAUUAAGACAAAAACCCUUGUGAAUGAUCAAGUCUGGAACCUGAGGUGAACGUUUUUUGCCUGUUUCCAAACCUAAUCGAGACCAUCAAAUAUUCAUAUAAAAAAUAUUCUGCACCUGUAGACAACCUGUUGUUGUUUCCUGCUUGUUUGAACUCUGAUCAUGAGCAAGAAAAAACAAUCAAACAAUAUAUUGCUUGUUUUUGUUUUAGACUGCCUUCUGAUAAGUACAGUAAUUCAUUUUUUUGUACCGCAUAGGUUACAGUAAAAAAAAAAAUGAUGUUGUACAUAGUGGUAGUUUAUAACCGACUGACAGUCUCUCUCAGGUUAAUCAAACGUAAUCAAACCUCAUCUGUUUUACUUAAGCAGCCAUGUUGUCAGUUUGGUGUUUGCUGGAUUGAAUUGGCCGCAGCUCGGACCUAGAGUCAAUUUAUUUGUAUCAUACCAUAUUUAAAUGAAUUUCCGAUUUGUCAAACUGUAUCAAACUUUACUAAGAAAAGAACACUACUUUUCAGGAGUCGAUUUUAGUUCUUGCGUGACUUGUGAUUCAGUAAAAGAAAAAGUUUCUUCACCUUGGAGAUGUGAAAUGGCUUAAAGGAAAUAUGACACAAAGUUUGAACUGAACCUGGAUCCGUGCUCAGUGGCUUCAUUCAUCCAGAUAAGUGGGCUGUGUUAAAAAAAAAAAGAAGAAAAAAAUUGGCUCGUUGAACCAGAAAUUCAUUUGUGAAAAUAUGCUAACUUGAUGAAUGAGCCUAAACUUUGCGAGAUUAUUUCAAAGUCACCGAGAAGUUUUAUUUUGGAAAUGGUUACAUACAUACCCUCACAAAAUUAGAGAUCUAUCUACUGGUCUUUUCUCUGUGUAUAUAUAUACAUAUAUAUAAGCUGUUGUGAAUCCAUAUUCAUUUUCAUUUCUUGGCCUUUUACAAGUAAAACACUUUUUUAAACAUGUUUAAAAAUACAAAAAACCUUCCAUGAUUGAGAGUGAGUGUUUAAAUAGUCUUGUCCAUAAACGAUAAUGAAAGGGAAAAGUAAGUCAUUCUGCCUUGUCAGUGUUUUAUUUGUAUGUUACAAAUAAAGGAAAGUUGUUUGACUUUUCAAGA